AGCUGCAGAGCAACGGAGGAACCAGAAGGUAACGCAAGCUUCAGAGGGAAGAACCAGAACAUGAUCUGAUUUAACCAGCGAGGGAGAGAGAGAACACCUGACCAUCAGAGAUCAUGAAUGAGAUGAAGAUAAGCGUGCUGGGCAGCGAGGGCGUCGGAAAGACUGCUUUGAUCGUCCGAUUCCUCACCAGGAGAUUUAUUGGGGAAUAUGCCUCCUCUUCAGAGUGUAUCUACAGGAAGCGAGUGAGCGUUGACGGCAGACAGGUGAAUCUGGAGCUCUUUGACCCCUGCUCUCAGCCAUGUGAGGGUAAAUCUACAUUAAAUGAUCAGAUCGUCUGGGCCGACGGCUUCAUCGUGGUUUAUGACGUCAGUGAUUAUUCGUCCUUCACCACAGCUAAAACUAUCAUUCACCUGAUCAGACAGAUCCACCUGGGGACAGCUAAAAGGGACGUGGCUCCUCCGAUCUUCCUGGUGGCUAACAAACAGGAUCUAUGUCAUCUGAGGGAGGUCAGCCAUGACGAGGCUCAGCGUUUCGCCAUUCAGUCCCACUGUCACUUCUACGAGCUGUCGGCCGCCGAACACCACCAGGAGGUGGCGCUCAUCUUCACCAAGAUGGUUCAGAACGUGAGCCUGGGCGGCAAGACGAAGGAGCGGCGGAGACGGCCGAGCGGGUCCAAGUCCAUGGCCAAACUGAUCAACAACGUGUUCGGGAAGAGGAGGAAGUCGGUGUGAGGAGGCGGCGACGAAUGAGACGGGACUCGACUUGAGGACUGAGAUACAAAAGUGGCAGCUUUGUUACUUGAUGUUGAUCGUGUUUGAAAGUGUAGUUUGUGAUGUGUUAAUGUGAAAGUUGUCAUUUUUCUAGCCUCUGCUCUACAAGACAGGCUGUAAUAAAUAUUAAAAUAAAACACUAAAGAGGCAUUAAACCAGCAUUCAGUGUGCCAGUACAAGAAUUAAAUCCAUUCUGCAUCA
This is a messenger RNA of Cheilinus undulatus (humphead wrasse), 971 nucleotides long. RefSeq names its product RERG/RAS-like a (gene rergla). The transcript has 5 exons. Bases 114 to 731 code for a protein of 205 amino acids. Gene Ontology annotation, molecular function: GTPase activity; GTP binding. The record is from RefSeq and is a predicted model, not a curated record. NCBI's taxonomy places the organism in Eukaryota, Metazoa, Chordata, Actinopteri, Labriformes, Labridae.